This is a messenger RNA of Argentina anserina (silverweed cinquefoil), 510 nucleotides long. Its product is annotated as disease resistance protein RPV1-like. The coding region runs from base 1 to 510 and encodes 169 amino acids. The record is from RefSeq and is a predicted model, not a curated record. Lineage: Eukaryota; Viridiplantae; Streptophyta; Magnoliopsida; Rosales; Rosaceae. The transcript is spliced from 2 exons. Gene Ontology annotation, biological process: signal transduction.
AUGGCCUCCCAAUUCGGAGCCGCUUCUUCUUCUCCUUCUAUUCAGUCAUGGACAUAUCAUGUCUUUCUGAGUUUUCGAGGAGAGGAUACCCGUAAUACUUUCACAGGCCAUCUGCACGGCCUUAGAAGAGGAGAAGAUAUAUCAAGUGCUCUUCUGAAAGCAAUUGAAGAGUCCAAAAUCUCUGUCAUUGUGAUCUCUGAAAAUUACGCUUCCUCAAAAUGGUGUCUUGAAGAACUGGUCAAGAUCAUGCAGUGUAAAGAAUCGAAGCAACAGAUUGUGUGCCCUAUCUUUUACAAGGUAGAUCCAUCAGAUGUACGGAAGAAAACUGGUAGUUUUGAUCAGGCACUUGCUCAGCAUGAUGAUUUGGAGAAGGUGGAACAAUGGAAGAGAGCUCUUACGAAAGCGGGAAAUCUUUCUGGGUGGCCUUUCUCACAAGAGAGGAUGAAUCUGAAUUCGUUGGUAAAAUUGUUGAAGAGAUUUCACAACAAGUAUCAAACCUUACAUAUUUGA